CAUUUGUCUCCAAACCUCUUUCUCAACCUGCCCUCUCCCAUAUUGGUCUCAUGUUGCGGUACACUAUGUUGCGGUCAGCCUUUGUCAGAUCAACACGCCUCCCUCCGCUCCAGUCGGCGGUCUGUAUUCGGGCACAGAGCACCUACGCCAAAGCACAGCUGAAAUGCGACGACUCGCAGCAAGCUGGUGAAGCUACGUCAUCCGUCUCGCCGACUGCUUCGUCAAGAUGGUUCUCCGAGCUCCAGGCGCGGAUCCUGCGUCUGAGGGACGCUCCCAAGUCUCCUCGAUGCGUCGAAGAGGCCGACCGGCUGCUCCAGCAGACGAACGCGAACUGGAUGGGCUUCCUGGCCGGCAGUCAAGGUUUCCUUACCGAGCCCAGGUGGAGAGGCCUGGAUAACCACCAGGUGUUCUGGGGAGACAUGGACAGCAUGGUAAGUCAUGCAGCUCACACCGGUCAAUCGGGUAUGCCCGAAGAGGAGAUGUCCAGACUAAUGUGUAAACAACCAGGACACAUCAACAACGUCAUGUACAACCGCUACGUCGAGUCGGCCCGAGUCCAAUUCAUCCGUCACCACGGGCUCGAUGCCACGGCCGAGGAAAGGAAGCAGUGGGAGGAUCUCGUGACCCCUCGCAGCCUCGGCCUCAUCCUGAAGAUGAUGACAACCGAGUUCAAGUUCCCGAUGAAAUAUCCCGACAGGGUUUACGUCUUGUACAGGCUGACCGAGCCGCCAACGCCCGACUCGACAAGUCUUCGCAUGGAGUCCUGGAUUCUAUCGGACCAGCACCGUCGGAUCGCCGCCAAGGUCAUCGACGAGACGGCCAUCUACGACUACACGGUCGGUAAGGUUUCCGUGCUGAAACCCUUCAUGGUUGAAAAGCUCAAGCGCACAUUCACCAUGCAGGAGGAAGCCAGGAGGAAGUACGCCGAGGAGGCACGAAAGGCCAUUGAGGCCGUUGAGGAGCUGGAAUCACAGCAUGGAUGACCGGGGGUCGCCUUUGACGCCGACGUGAACAUUUACUAGCCCAUCCAGCAAGGGAUAUAGAACAACAUCAUACAUAUGACCGUAGAGAAACUUAGAACUGGGAGGGCUUGAAUGCAGUACCUCUCGAUCCCAUUGCGUUUUUCUUUCUAUGUAAUCUUGCGCGCAGCCUUUCCACUGGAGUCUCAU
This is a messenger RNA of Colletotrichum destructivum, 1169 nucleotides long. Its product is annotated as Putative HotDog domain superfamily protein. The transcript is spliced from 4 exons. The record is from RefSeq and is a predicted model, not a curated record. Lineage: Eukaryota; Fungi; Ascomycota; Sordariomycetes; Glomerellales; Glomerellaceae. The coding region runs from base 51 to 983 and encodes 310 amino acids.